Ricinus communis (castor bean) is the source of this 2741-nucleotide messenger RNA. RefSeq lists its product as uncharacterized. The coding region runs from base 1815 to 2420 and encodes 201 amino acids. The record is from RefSeq and is a predicted model, not a curated record. The transcript has a single exon. Lineage: Eukaryota; Viridiplantae; Streptophyta; Magnoliopsida; Malpighiales; Euphorbiaceae.
CUAACCUUAGGUGGUCUGUCGGCUAGAGAAACUUAACAAAGCCAAGCAGGCCCAUAAGUUCCCUGUCCUGCCUUUUAAAGUAGGGAAAGGGUCUUCUGGCCGCCUUACUCGAGAAAUUAGGGUUUUCAGUUCUUGAAAGGCAGCGUUUAGGAGAUCGAAACUCGGAAAAGAAAGAGAAAGAAAAGAAACUGCGAUGUCACUAAUUAGCUUAUGUAGAUUAUAUUACUGGUAGUGUUUGUUUAUUGUAUUCGAUGGGCAUCGGUGAUGAGUUGAUACAAAAAUCGUUAUCCUUGCACUUUGAUUUGCAGUGAAGAAAACUACGGGGUUUUAUGUCUCUGAGAUGCUCUUUUAUAAGCUUUUUCCUUCUUAUGAAAUUUUUCUUUAAAAAGGUUUCUGCUUUUUGAUUUAUUGUCUCUGCAUAUCAGAAAGUGUCUUUUUCUUUUUCUUUUUCUCUCAUUUUUUUGUUUGGAUCAGUGAUGUUUAUUGAUAUACUGCGUUAUCUAUCUGAAUAUUAUUUCAUUUGAAGAAGAUAACUAUAAGAUGCUGAGAUCCUUCUCUCUUUUUGUUUUUUUAAAAGAUUUCUAAUUAUUUGUUUUAAUAAUUUUCUGUCCAUUGAAAAGGAAGUUUUGUGUUUACUUGGGUAAUUUACAAUUCUGAUUGGAGACAUGGGCGAUUAAGUGAAUGUGAUUGGAUCGAUGAUGUUCAUUAUGAACUGCGUUAUCUAUCUGAAACUUCCUUAUUGGAAUUGAAGAAGUCUAUAAACACAUUCUGAGAUCUUGUCACCUUAUUUUGCCUUUUAAAUGAUCCAUGGAUCUUCAAUCAAGAAAAGCAAAUGCAAAUGCUAUUCUUUUUUUUACACAAUUAGGCUUUUCUUUUCAUUAACAGUCGAGCCGACUGGUGUUUCAUUUCGCUCUUUCUUAUAUGAAACGUGUUGAUGAAAAAUCAUAAUCGUACGUGGGUUAUAACUUUUUGACUGAGAUGAUAAUAUUAUCUGUCUUCUUGAAUUACAGGAAAAUAUUUGACUUUCGAACAUAUAUCGGGUCUGUGAAUCUGAAACAUGUCUCGGGUCUGUGAGUCUGUUCUUGAUAGCAGUGAGUGGCACUUGGUCCAUAAGGUUCUGUACUGUGAGGUCCCCGCUUGGACUGAAUCAGUAAAUAAAAUUUCCCUAUCCCCUCAUUUGAGGGGUGACCCCUCUGAUUUACAAUGGAAAGCUCUCUUGCCUUCUCUGUUUACAUGCUUAACUGAUGAUAUAUAAAUGGACAUGGAUGAAAUUUUCCAGCCAGCAGAUACCUGACCCUAGAUUAGCAAUCUAUUCUAAACUAAGGGGGAAAAAAUAUAUUACAUGCAAGUCCUCUCCAUCGAAAACUUAUCUUAUUGAGGAAUAAAUAGUUACAAGAUCUCGUCUAAUUAACAAUUGGAUGCGUAUUAGCACUAGAGCUUGUGGUGGUUGGUGUGGGUGUCUGAGGAUGGGAAAAACGUGAGAAGCUUAAAUGGAUGAUGCUGGGCUGGUGCUUCGCUAAUCAUCAGGAAUCCGAAGCACCAAGCUAUGAAAUUUGAAAACAUGAAACUCAUUUUCUAAUUGAAAUCGUGGAUGAAUAAAGGCCACAUUUGUAUCCUCAAAUUCCUGCCACAUAUUCCAAGUAUUCUUGCCCCUUCUCCAAGCAGGUUCACUCAUCCAAUAUUUCUGGCAGGAAAAAGAAAAAAUCUUCAUCUCGUGGCAGUAUUUAAUAGGAACCCGUUUCCCAAAUCUGAACAUUCAGAGCUUCUCGGUCUCGUCUGGCAAACACACACUAUAGUUCUCUUUAUUCUUCAGAAUGGGAUUAGUUUUUGGAAAGAUCACUGUUGAAACUCCCAAGUACGAAGUGAUCGAGUCCUUGAGUGAAUAUGAGAUCCGGAAAUAUGCACCGGCAGUCCUUGCACAAGUCACAUACGAUCGGACCCAAUUCAAAGGCGAUAAAGAUGGCGGAUUCAUGGUGCUUGCUAAUUACAUAGGUGCUGUAGGCAAUCCCCACAACACUAAGCCUGAGAAAAUUGCCAUGACAGCUCCAGUUAUAACCAAAAGUGGUGGUGAAAAGAUUGCAAUGACAGCUCCUGUCGUCACAAAGGAGGGUGGUGGUGGAGACAACACGACGGUCACCAUGCAAUUCUUGUUGCCAGACAAGUACAAGAAGGCAGAGGACGCACCAAAACCAACCGACGAGAGGGUGGUGAUAAAGGAAGAGGGGGAAAAGAAGUAUGGGGUGGUGAAGUUUGGAGGUGUUGCAACAGAGCAGGUGGUGCAGGAAAAGGUGGACAAGCUGAAACAGAACUUGGAGAGAGAUGGGCAUAAAUUGAUCGGGGAAUUUGUAUUGGCAAGGUAUAACCCCCCUUGGACUUUGCCUCCUUUCAGGACUAAUGAGGUGAUGAUACCAAUUGAAUGAGUUGCAGAUGGGUUUUGUUUUAGUGUCUGCAGAAGACUGGCUCUUGCAAAUCGUUUCUUAAUUGAAUAGGGUUUCCUUGAUAGAAAGGACUACAUGCUAAUCUAAGGAGAUCCUCAAUCCAAACUAGCUGCCUACUGAGAUCUCCAUAAAAACUACUACUGCCCAACACUGAAAGCUGGAGCAAAAAAAGGAUCUGAGAAAAAAACUAGCUCCUAACAUGUUUAUUAUGAUUGUGUAAAACCUCAUUUUCUAAUCCUACACAACAGAAUGUUAUUAUGUUUUUGUUAAAUAGACCAGAUAUCUUUGUCUUGAGAUUCAUAA